Neofelis nebulosa (Clouded leopard) is the source of this 5681-nucleotide messenger RNA. RefSeq names its product solute carrier family 26 member 4 (gene SLC26A4). Lineage: Eukaryota; Metazoa; Chordata; Mammalia; Carnivora; Felidae. Bases 235 to 2577 code for a protein of 780 amino acids. Gene Ontology annotation, biological process: transmembrane transport. The record is from RefSeq and is a predicted model, not a curated record. Gene Ontology annotation, cellular component: membrane. Gene Ontology annotation, molecular function: chloride transmembrane transporter activity; oxalate transmembrane transporter activity; secondary active sulfate transmembrane transporter activity. The transcript is spliced from 21 exons.
GGGGCACGGAGCGGGCGGGCAGGGGGCAGUACAGCCUUCUUUCUGAGAAGCUGAGAGCGAGAAGGGAGCUAGGAAAACAGGCAAGAGGUCUGCCCCACCUCCCUAAAGUUCUGCCCCCGGGAGAACGGCGACCUGCUGCUGGAAUUUGCCUGCAGUGCACGCAGCCUCAGGACCCGGGGAACGUGGCCUAGGGUUUCCACGCCCGGCCCGGGGGCCAGUGCUUCUCUCCAGGUCAUGGAAGCGCCCGGCAGCAGAUUGGAGCCGCCACCGCUCCCCGAGUACAGCUGCAGCUACGUGGUGUCGCGGCCGGUCUACAGCGAGCUCGCCUUCCAGCAGCAGUACGAGCGGCGCCUGCAGGAGCGCAAGACGCUGCGGGAGAGUCUGGCCAAGGGCUGCAGUUGUUCGAGAAAGAGAGGCCUGGCUGUGUUGAAGAAUCUCUUGCCCAUCCUGGACUGGCUCCCCAAGUACCGAAUCAAGGAAUGGCUGCUUAGUGACAUCAUCUCGGGAGUUAGUACUGGCCUGGUGGGCACCCUGCAAGGCAUGGCGUAUGCUCUCCUGGCUGCCGUUCCUGUCGGAUAUGGUCUCUACUCUGCUUUUUUCCCUAUCCUAACAUAUUUUAUCUUUGGAACAUCAAGACACAUCUCAGUUGGGCCUUUCCCUGUGGUCAGUUUAAUGGUGGGAUCUGUUGUUCUGAGCAUGGCCCCCGACGAACACUUUCGCAUAUCCAGCAGUAAUGGCACUGCGUUCAAUGCCACCGUGAUAGACUCUGAGGCUAGAGACACAACAAGAGUAUUGAUUGCAAGCACCCUUACUCUUCUGGUUGGCAUCAUACAGUUGAUAUUUGGAGCUUUGCAGAUCGGAUUCAUAGUGAGGUACUUGGCAGAUCCUUUGGUUGGCGGAUUCACAACAGCUGCUGCCUUCCAAGUGCUCGUCUCACAGCUGAAGAUCGUUCUCAACGUUUCGACCAAAAACUAUAAUGGCGUUCUCUCCAUUAUCUAUACUCUGAUUGAGAUUUUUCAAAAUAUUGGCCACACCAAUCUUGCUGAUUUUAUUGCUGGAUUAAUCACCAUUAUCAUCUGUAUGGCAGUUAAGGAAGUAAAUGAUCGAUUUAAGCACAAAAUUCCAGUCCCUAUUCCUAUAGAAGUAAUUGUGACAAUAAUUGCUACAGCCAUUUCAUAUGGAGCCAACCUGGAAAAAAAUUACAAUGCUGGCAUUGUUAAAUCCAUCCCACGGGGGUUUUUGCCUCCUGUACUUCCACCUGUGAGCUUGUUUUCCGAGAUGUUGGCUGCAUCAUUUUCCAUCGCCGUGGUGGCCUAUGCUAUUGCAGUGUCUGUAGGAAAAGUAUACGCCAUCAAGUAUGAUUACACCAUCGACGGGAACCAGGAAUUCAUUGCCUUUGGGAUCAGCAACAUCUUCUCGGGAUUCUUCUCUUGUUUUGUGGCCACCACAGCCUUGUCCCGCACCGCCGUCCAGGAGAGCACAGGGGGAAAGACACAGAUUGCCGGCAUCAUCUCGGCUGGGGUUGUGAUGGUCGCCAUUGUUGCCCUGGGGAAGCUGCUGGAACCCUUGCAGAAGUCGGUCUUGGCAGCUGUUGUAAUCGCCAACCUGAAAGGGAUGUUUAUGCAGGUGUGUGACAUUCCUCGUCUGUGGAGACAGAAUAAGAUCGAUGCAGUUAUCUGGGUGUUUACGUGCAUAGCGUCCAUCAUUCUGGGGCUGGACCUCGGUUUACUAGCUGGGCUCAUGUUUGGAUUACUGACUGUGGUCCUGAGAGUUCAAUUUCCCUCAUGGAACAGCCUUGGAAGCAUUCCUAGCACAGACAUUUACAAAAGUACCAAGAAUUACAAAAAUAUUGAAGAACCUGAAGGAGUGAAGAUUCUUAGAUUUUCCAGUCCCAUUUUUUACGGCAACGUUGAUGGUUUUAAAAAAUGUAUCAAGUCCACAGUUGGAUUUGAUGCCAUUAGAGUGUAUAAUAAGAGACUGAAAGCACUGAGGACAAUACAGAAACUCAUCAAAAAAGGACAAUUAAGGGCAACAAAGAAUGGCAUUAUAAGGGAUGCUGGUUCAUCAAAUGAUGCUUUUGAGCCUGAUGAAGAUGUUGAAGACCCAGAAGACCUUGAUAUCCCAACCAAGGAAAUAGAGAUUCAAGUGGAUUGGAACUCUGAGCUUCCGGUCAAAGUGAAUGUUCCCAAAGUGCCAAUCCACAGCCUCGUGCUUGAUUGUGGAGCUGUGUCUUUCUUGGAUGUUGUUGGAGUGAGAUCAUUGCGAAUGAUUGUCAAAGAAUUUCAAAGAAUUGAUGUAAAUGUGUACUUUGCAUCGCUUCAAGAUCAUAUGAUAGAAAAACUGGAGAAAUGUGGUUUCUUUAAUGAUAACAUUAGAAAGGACAUAUUCUUUUUGACGGUCCAUGAUGCUGUCCUCCAUCUACAGAACCAGGUUAAAUCCCAAGAGGUUCAAGAUUCCAUUUUAGAAACGAUUACACUCAUCCAAGACUGUAAAGAUCCUCUUGAAUUAAUGGAAGCAGAGCUGAUUGAAGAAGAACUUGAUGUCCAGGAUGAGGCUAUGCGUAGCCUUGCUUCCUGAAAGUGGGCUCAGGAGGUUGCUAUAAGCCGGGACUGCAAGGCAGAAUUUACCCACCAACGUAAUUCUAUGCAAACAUUUUCUGCAUGGACUAUUUCUUUGGACUUGAGACACUCAUUCUCUUUCCAUUCGAUUUUUUUUAAAAAAAUCUUUUUUUUUUUAACUUCUUAGCCAAUGAAAGAGAACGACUAAGAUUUAUUUUUAAGGCUUGAUUUAUAAAGUAAAUAGCUUACCUCUACAAUGAGCAAAACGGUGAAGAUUAUCCAGGUGAUUUAGCAAUGUCCAGGAUCUGCUGAUGUUAUGCUGCUGUUCCUUCAUAUCAGAUUUGCUAACAGUGCUCUAGUGGGGACUGGUGUACCCCUGUUUAGUCGGGGUAAGUGUGCCCCAACAGUCUCUGUGGUCAGGUGAGUCGGGAAGGAUUAUCCUAAGAAAAAAUCAAUUUCUGACUGACCUCGAUUCCCAUGAGCUGCAUCGAUCACAGUGUAUGGUGGCACUGAAUAAAUAAAGAAGUUUAAUCAUUAAUGCAUUCGUCAAUAAAGGUCUUCAAAAACCACUUUUAGUGAAUACAUCAACAAAGUUUUUAAAAUGCAAAUUUAGUACUCAAUAAUCAGUGUUAUUAUAUGUGACCAGAUUUUUAAAAAAAGGGUCACUUAAAAGGUUCAGAAACAGGCUGAUCUAUUUUAGGGGUGCCUGGGUGGCUCAGUCGGCUAAGCAUCUGACUUCGGCUUAGGUCAUGAUCUCACAGUUCGUGGGUUUGAGCCCCGUGUCGGGCUCUGUGCUGACAGCUCAGAGCCUGGAGCCUGCUUCGGAUUCUGUGUCUCCCUUGCUCUCUCCCCCUCCCCCGCUCACGCUCUGUCUCUGUCUCAAGAAUAAAUAAACAUUAAAAAAAAUAAUAAUAAAAGUUUCAGAAACAGGCUGAUCUAUUUUUAGAAACACUGAUUCAGAGAAGUGAAGCAAUGAGAUUAUUGUGGCUUGUAGAAAUCAUAUUUGAUAUGAUAAUAAUCAUGGAUCACAGUUAAGAUCAAAUACAAUGUAUGACAGACUAUCUCUAGCUUAAACAUGCAGCUUUAAUUUACCUGAGUUUAUAGAAAUGAUCACUGUGUACAGGUCUAUAGAGGUAUGUUCUACUUAAAAUCUAAUGCAAAAAUUGUGUUAUUUUGAACAAAAAAACCCUAAUUUUGAUACAUUUAUAAGACUGAGUUGAUAUUUUUCUCUAAAAUUUUAGGAAGAUGUAAAGCAAGUGAUCUUUAACAGAAUUCUGACCACUUUUCCAAACACAAACAAAAAUAAAUAAAUAAAAAGUGAACAGCCUGAUUAUAAAUCUAUGUUUAAAAUGAGUUUUUAAAGGGGCGCCUGGGUGGCUCAGUCGGUUGAGCGUCCGACUUCGGCUCAGGUCAUGAUCUCACAGUCUGUGGGUUCGAGCCCCGCGUCAGGCUCUGUGCUGACAGCUCAGAGCCUGGAGCCUGUUUCCAAUCCUGUGUCUCCCUCUCUCUCUGCCCCUCCCCCAGUCUCACUUUGUCUUACUCUGUCUUUCAAAAAUAAAUAAAUAUAAAACAAAUUUUAAAUGAGUUUUUAAAGAUGGAACAUUCUAAAUGAGCUCAAUAUCAAAAGAAAAAAAAACUUGUUUGGACUAUAUACAUAGAAAAUAUAUAGUUUUUUUAAAAGUUUAUAUAUUUAUUUUUGAGAGAGAGGGAGAGAGAGUGUGUGAGAGCAAGUGAGGGAGGGGCAAAGAGACGGGGAGAGAGAGAAUCCCAAGCAGGCUCUGCUCUGUCAGCACAAAGCCUAAUGUGGGGCUCGAACUCACGAAACCGUGAGAUCAUGACCUGAGCUGAAACCAAGAGUCGGACACUUAACUGACUGAGCCACCCAGACAUCCAGAAAAUACAUAGGUUCGUAAAAAUCCGUAUUUUAAACCAGAACAUUUUGCGUCUUUUAUUUUUAAUCUUUUCUGAGUGCCAACAAUUUUCUAGGUAUUAUAUAUAAUACAUAGGCUUUAGUCCCAAGGACUAUUACCAUACAUUUCACACUGGAAUGAAUGAAGUUGUACUUAAAUUUGAGGGGAAAAGAAAUAGUCAGGUCCCCAACUGAGACGGUGUUUUGCCUGGUUGAGAGUUACAUUGUACCUCUGGCACAAAACGUGUGAAAUUCUCAAAUGUGUUUGGCUAUUCAAAGGCAGUGUGUCUUCUCCCCGUUUUUCUUCUUAAAUACAAUCAGAAACAAGUUAUCUACUUCGGAAGAAUUAUUUUCAGUGAUCACACCACACUGGUUACCUAAAGGUGGCCCCAUCAUCUCCCCUAACUCCCACACGUUCUGCUUCUGUGUAUUGGAAUUCAAGUGAGUUGCAAUGGAUUGGGAUGUUGCAAUAUUCUUUCACGCUCAUGGGUUGUACUGUCCUCCACUGAUUUAGAAUGAUGUCUCUUUUGGGAAUACCCUAAACAGGAUUAUAAUAUUAUCUCAUUUCCACAUCAAUACCUGCCUAUAAAAGUGACAAAUCUUAUAAGAUUGAAUAUAACAGUCUUGCAAAAAAUGGAUGAAUGUCUCUGUUCAAUUGAGGAAAUAUGCACUGCCCUUUUGCUCAUUAGUUGAAGGACAUACCAAACUUAAAUUUUACAAGAAGGCUAGAGUUUUGUAAAAUCUUGGGUCCCACUCGUAAGACCACAUUCUAUCUGACUUGUUUCCCAAGGACACUCUAGGGAUGCUGUCUUUUCUGUGCAUGUUGUGAAUAGUAACCAUACUUUUAAAUUUGUGUUGUCAAUGAAAAUUUUACUUGAAAUUAAGGUUGUCUUUUGUUAUGUUUUUUUUUAACCUAUAGGAUAAGAUUCCAGUGUUGUAUGUGAAUGUCUAUAACAAAUAAAAAAAUCAAAUUGUGUACAUUUGGAAAUAUUUGCACAUAUUUUUUAUUAAAUGUAAAGUUGCCUUUGAAACUACUCCGAUGUGUCCUUUCUGAACAAAACUAUUACAUCUUAUAAAAAUGCUACCUUUUAAGUUUGCCAUCACUUUUAUCACCCCUCAUUUUGAUGUAUUCUUGAUGGCUCCAGUUCUGUUUAUGUGCAGUGUCUUUUAGGAAAGACUUACCAACGCAAUAAACAAUGUUAUAAAUAACCUCA